Rana temporaria (common frog) is the source of this 2864-nucleotide messenger RNA. It is a transcript of the gene PLOD1, whose product is annotated as procollagen-lysine,2-oxoglutarate 5-dioxygenase 1. Gene Ontology annotation, biological process: peptidyl-lysine hydroxylation. The transcript has 19 exons. Bases 65 to 2227 code for a protein of 720 amino acids. Gene Ontology annotation, cellular component: endoplasmic reticulum. The record is from RefSeq and is a predicted model, not a curated record. Gene Ontology annotation, molecular function: procollagen-lysine 5-dioxygenase activity; L-ascorbic acid binding; iron ion binding. NCBI's taxonomy places the organism in Eukaryota, Metazoa, Chordata, Amphibia, Anura, Ranidae.
AUUGCGUGGCAGAGUCCCGGGGACUCGGGGUUGAGUGGGAUUGGGUCGCUGAGUGGUGUCGGAGAUGAGUGUACGGCUUGUGCUCCUCGGGCUCCUCUCCAUCCUGUCCUGGGGGGCUCUUGGCUCCAGCCCAGAGGAGAAGCUUCUGGUUCUGACUGUAGCCACCGAAGAGACAGACGGAUUCCGGCGUUUUCAGAGAUCAGCGCAAUGCUUCAACUACAAAGUGAAGGUCCUGGGGCUCGGGGAAGAGUGGCGCGGAGAGGGGCAGAAGGUCCGACUACUAAAGGCCGCACUGGAACAAUAUGCCGACAACGAAGAUCAGAUUAUCCUCUUCACCAAAAGCUACGAUGACAUAUUUUCUUCAGGCCCAGCUGAACUUGUGAAGAAAUUCAAGCAAGCCAAAAGCAAGGUGGUUUUCACAGCAGAAGCCAUGGCCUAUCCUGAACGGCGUCUGGAGCCCAAAUAUCCAACUGUCAUGGAGGGCAAACGCUUCCUAGGAUCAGCAGCUUUCAUAGGCUACGCUCCGUAUCUACACAAACUGGUGGCGGACUGGGACGGGGCGGAUGAAGACAGCGACCAACUCUACUACACCAAGAUCUUCUUAGACCCUGUGAAGAGAGAGAAAAUAAACAUUACUCUGGACCACCGGUGCCGAAUCUUCCAGAGCCUGCAUGGAUCCGUAGGAGACGUGGUGAUGAAGUUUGAAAACGGACGAGUCAGAGCGCGCAAUCUCGCCUACGACACGCUUCCUGUUCUGGUGCAUGGCGAUGGGCCUACUACGCUUCUGAUGAAUUAUCUGGGGAAUUACAUCCCUCGGGUAUGGACCUUCGAGACCGGCUGUGUCGUCUGUGAUGAGGGUUUAAGGAGUCUUUCUGGAUUUAAGACGGAUGACUCUUUCCCAUUGGUUCUGAUCGGUGUUUUCAUUGAGCAGCCCACGCCAUUCAUCUCCGAGUUCUUCAAGAGAAUCACUAACCUGCAGUACCCCAAGCAGCGGAUCCAGCUGUAUAUCGCCAAUCACGAGCCCAAUCAUCAGAGACAAGUGGAUAAGUUCUUGAAGGAACACAGUGCAGAAUACAGCCUAGUAAAAUACAUUGCGCCAGAAGAAAUGUCAAACGCCGCGGAUGCCCGCAAUGCUGGAAUGGAUAUGUGUCGGCAGAACUUGGAGUGUGAAUAUUAUUUCAGCAUUGACGUGCAGGUGGUGCUGAAAAAUGCCAGCAUACUACAGACGCUCAUAGAACAAAACAAGUCCAUCCUCUGCCCAAUGGUCAGCCGGGUUCAGGACUUUUGGUCCAAUUUCUGGGGGGCGCUGAGCAAAGAGGGGUUCUACGCCCGAUCAGAGGAUUAUAUCGACAUCGUCCAGAGACAGAGAAUCGGCAUCUGGAACGUCCCAUACAUCAACAGUGUGUAUCUGGUGAAAGGCAGCGCGCUCCGGACUAAACUCAACCAGUACGACAUGUUCCGCAGUGGCCACCUGGACCCCGAUAUGGCGUUUUGUGACAACGUCCGCAAACAGGGAGUUUUCAUGUUUGUGACCAACCGGCAAUUGUUUGGCCACCUCCUGUCUCUGGAGAAUUAUCAGACCAGCCACCUCAAUAAUGACCUGUGGCAGAUCUUUCAGAACACCCAGGACUGGAAAGAAAAGUACAUCCACCCCAAUCACAGUUUUGCCCUCAAUGGAAACAAUAUUGAAUCGCCAUGCCCCGAUGUCUACUGGUUCCCAAUUUUCACAGAUACAGCCUGUGAUGAGCUGGUGGAGGAAAUGGAGCACUUUGGUCAGUGGUCAAGUGGAAGUAAACAGGACCAGCGGCUGGAGGGAGGGUAUGAAAACGUCCCAACUAUCGACAUUCAUAUGAACCAGAUCAACUAUGAAAAAGAAUGGCACAAGUUUCUGCUGGACUUUAUAGCGCCAGUGACUGAAAAAAUGUUCCCCGGUUAUUACACGCGGGCUCAGUUUGAUUUGGCCUUCGUUGUACGGUACAAACCGGAUGAACAGCCCCUCCUGGAACCCCACCAUGAUGCCUCCACUUUUACAAUCAAUAUCGCUCUAAACAGCGUGGGCGAGGAUUACGAGGGAGGUGGCUGCAGGUUCAUUCGUUAUGACUGUUCUAUCAGAGCUCCCAGGAAAGGUUGGGCAUUGAUGCACCCAGGAAGACUGACGCAUUACCACGAAGGGCUUCGCGUCACGAAAGGCGUCCGAUACAUUUCAGUCUCCUUUGUGGAUCCUUAGGAGGAAACUUUAGGCGGACAAAACUUUUCUGAGAAGUUACAAUGUAACUCUGAUAAAGUGUUAUGAAAGAGGGGUGAAGUUAGCUGACAAUUUUCCAGAAGAUCAAUGACCGGGCAACUGCACAGAUCAGAACAAAGUGGAGCAUCAAAUUCAUUUUAAAUAAGAAGGACUGAUAAAUUUACAAUGGUGAACCGCCAAGCAUAGCCAACAAACUGUGAACCCUCCCCCCACCCUCCAUUCUUCCUUAUGUAGAAGAAAUUCCAAAUCCUCAGCUGAUGUCCCAAAACGUAAUUUUGUUUUGAGGUUGUGAACACUCAGUCCAGUACGGAACCCCCAAGAGCCGGUCACCCAAUUUUCAAUUGUUAUCCAUUUUUUGUCAUUCGUUUUCCAUUGUGAUUGUUUAUCCCAUGCAGUGCUGCUACGCACGUGCCUUGUUUCAUUUAUUAAUUUGAAUCCUUUCUUUUCUUUAAAGAAAAAAAACAAAAAAAUGUUUGUAUGGGGGGAAACAAAAAUAUUGUCCUCAACACUAUAGAAGACAAAUGACAUGGUGUGAAAACAGGCUGAUCACUAUUGUAUAACAAUUUGAUACACCAGGAGAUCUGUUUAUAAAACCUUUGAUGGACGAAUGUCGCACACA